Molecule: messenger RNA, 1141 nt
Organism: Notodromas monacha
Lineage: Eukaryota; Metazoa; Arthropoda; Ostracoda; Podocopida; Cyprididae
Source: the annotation of a GenBank genome assembly
UUUUGCUUCAGAUCUGAAAAAAGUUAAUGAAAAGUGCAAAAAGUGCCUACAAUAUGCCAAACUCAAGUGGCAAAAAAAGAAAGCUCUUCACUCUUGAAGAGAAGAAAGUUAUCAUUCAGAGGCUCCUUGGUGGUGAAAGACAAGUAGAUUUGGCCAAGGAAUAUGGGCUGAACAAAUCAAGCAUCAACACCAUGUGGUCUACCAGGGAAAAGAUCUUGGGUGCUUGUGAGACUGCUGCAAAGGGUGCAAGCAGAAUCCCCAGCAAAACCCAAAGGCACCCAGUGCUGGAUGAACUUGAGAAGCUUCUCCUCAUUUGGAUUGAAGACAUGCAGAUGAGAGGUGAUCCUGUGUCUGGAGAGCACAUCUGCAGGAAGGCCAGGAAUAUCUAUGAAGAACUCAUCAAGGAGUAUCCUGAUGGAGAAGCUGUUGCAAAUGAAGAGGAAGAAGAUGGCCAUGAAGAAGAGAACAAAGGUUUCAAAGCUAGCCAUGGCUGGUUGCACAGAUUUCAAAGAAGGACUGGGAUCAAGAAUGUGAAGAUGACAGGAGAAGGAGGGAGUGCUGACCAGCAGGAGGCAGCAAAGUUUUGUCACACACUCCAAGAUGUGAUAGAUGAAGGACUUGUCCUGGAGGACACAGAAGACCCAAGUGUGGAGGAGCUGAGGGAAAUGGCAGCUGAAAAAGCAGAGGAUGCAAAACAGAGAGAGUUGACUAAACCACAGCAAGUAAUAUCUGAUGAGAAGUGCAGCAUCAAAUCAGCAGCCAUCAGGGACAUUCUAGGAAAAUGGAAAGAAGUCCAAGACUUCUUCAUACAACACCAUCCCAACAAGGUUGAGGCUCAUCAGGCUGUGGAUGUUGUGGAAUCUGUUUGUGGCAGGUAUUUCCAUGAUCUCCUCAAGAGCAAAGAAAAGCAGACAACAAUUUACAGAUUCUUCUCUCCUGAAAAAGCUGGGCCAUCAGGUGUCCAAGCUGGACCAUCAGGUGGUCAAGCUGGGGCAUCUGGUGUCAAAAAGAGGGCAAUUGAUGAUGAAAGUGACUCUGACUGAGUUUUUUGUAAUGAUUUUGUAAUUAACUGACAUGAGAACUGUGAUGUAUUGUUUCAUGUAUUGACAGAACAUGAAGUGCAGGUGUUGUGAGGUCACAG